AUGCAACUGUACAAUAACUACAUCUUGAACGGCGAUUCUGAUGCCAAAUUUGGUUGUUCGAAUGGCAAGACGUCGGCAGUUGAUACUUUCGAUCAAGCCGGGAUGUGGCCACCAAACUACUUCCCGGGGUACAUAAAUUAUUGCAACAAUCAAGAUGUCGUUUUGCAGUUUACUGACGUUGCGAUUGGUACGACAGCGCUAUGCAUCUCCGUCGAAAACUACCAGUUGGAGCUCGAGAAGGACUAUGUGAGGUUCUACGAUGGCGCCGGGGUGGAGGUCGCCUUUUUGACCGGCAACAACGUUUUUGGCGCGCAAUUCCAAAUAAACGGCACCGCCGGCUCAGCCAGGCUGACGACAAAA
Mesorhabditis spiculigera is the source of this 360-nucleotide messenger RNA. Lineage: Eukaryota; Metazoa; Nematoda; Chromadorea; Rhabditida; Rhabditidae. The record is from the annotation of a GenBank genome assembly.